GUAAGACAGAGCUCCAUUUUUAAUGUUACGUUUAUUUUUUCCUUGGUCAAUGAAGUAAUUUUCUAUCAGCUGGUAAUUUAUCAUAUAAUUCUCUAUUUUAUUUAUAUAUUAACACCGACGAGGUACAGAAUAGAUGUAACAUUCAUCGCUUUUUCGUAAUUCACAUUUUGGCGAUCACCUGACUCCGCCUACCAUUUUCGUUUCGCAUGCGACGUUAUCGAUUCAGUAUAAUAGUGGUUCGAAUUGAAACUAAAUUUCUCUAUGAAAUUAGAAAUAAAGUAUAGAACAGAAUAUCUUGCAAAUGAGGUAUAGAAUGUAUUUCUUCAACUGUAUUAUGAUAUAAUUAAUUGGUAUGAUGAUCUCGCGCAGAACCUAUUACAUACUACAUACUUAAUGUUCUCCAAUUGUAAUGCAUCCUGACUGCAUAAACAACUGUUCAUUUUUUAAACUAUUAAUUUAAUAUAUGAUUCUCUUCCGUUCCUAUUCGCUGGAGUUUAAAUUUCUUAAGCCAUAGUUUUUAAUGCAAAAGACUAUUUUUAUUAUCUGAAUAUUAAAAAUCAAUUUUUACUUUGUGAAUAAUCCUUGUGAUAAUUAAGAUACAAACAUCGAAAAUAAUUUGACAAACAUUUUCUCAACAAUAAAUACGUUCGUUCUAUACUGAUCAGUAUAACGAAACAAUAAAUAAUCUUCCUCGUUUGAGUAAACUAAAACUUUCAACAAUGUAUACAUUCUUAUUCAAAUCAAUUGAACAGAAAUAUUUCACAAAACGAAUAUUUAUAUCACUAAAAUACACAUUUACGCAAAUCAAUCUAUACAAGUUACUUCUAUUAAUAUUUGACUCGAAGCACUAUAGCAAAGAACAAAACUCUAUCUCUCGUUUAAUGGAAGGAUUCAUAUUCAAAUGAUCCGAAAAUUGCUCAUGACAAUACGCAUGCACGUGUUUGACGGAGAUGAAACGCACGAAGCUUAGAUUCUACGGCGCAAACGUGGCGUUCCCUCCCUCAACCACAGUGUGGUUGCCGCAACAUGAACACGAGGCAACGACUGCUGACCCGUCAUAUUGAUCGACCUGGAUCCGCACUUCGCUUCUAUCCGAUUGCGCGACUUGGGUGGCGCUUCGCAGACCGUGCCACGAUGCUUCCCGGCGCUCAAACGCGCUAGCGUAGUCGCAAUCAUUGCACCUGCUUACAUCGCACCGUCCAUCCCGUAUGUGGAAUCGUCCACCGCCAUGCUGGUGAUGCAGUGAUCGUACAAAUUACCGAGAAACACCGAUUAAUCGACGAUAGUGACGGUGACCAAGCAACUCUUGGAAACUGGUGAUCUUCGGUUCCUAAUCUUCUGUUCUUCGACGAGUUUCCGGUUUCGUUGUACGGUUGAGUAUUCCAGAUCUUCUUAUGAGUUGUGAUCGUUGGCCUAUGAUGAUCAAGUACGGUGACGUAAGAAGAAGGUUGUAGUAUUGUUCGAUGUACGGACAAGGAGUAUGGCAAGAAGAUGAAACGACAACACUGUGGCAGAAGAUACGAUGAAUGCCAAAUUCAUACAUACGAAACUAUAAAACGUCACGCAUUCGUUUAGCGUGUGACAGUUUAUAGUUGUCCUUCGAAAAUUAUUUUUUUGUACGUCACAAACGGCCAAAAAUUUUCGUCAAUAUAUCACAGAGGUUAGCGGAAUCAAUUAUUCUACUAUCUGCUAUUUUUCGCAUGACAUUACGUGAAGUAAAUUGCCUAACGGACGAAUGCAAUUCCGUGAAUCGCGUCUGACCUGCAUUCCUACUGUAGGAGUAAGCUCGUGUCACGGCAUGAAUUUGGAUCGGAAGUAAGAAGGAACCAUCGCCAAAAAACAUGUCGCUGAAUCACUUGAUAGUGGCUCGUUCUAUUUAUUGCUACGAAUGCGAUUCAUGGACGGAUCUCAGAUGCAAGGAUCCUUUUAAUUACACCGCACUUCCAAGGGAUCAACCACCUCUCAUGACUUGCCAUGGCUGUUGCGUGAAAAUGGUUCGCAACGCCAAGUCACCAUAUGAGAGCGUGAGGCGGACCUGCACUUCGCAACUACAAAUAAAUUUAUUCAUGGUGGACCACGUGUGCAUGAUGGAAAGUACCGGCACUGGUCACAUGUGCUUCUGUGAGGAGGAUAUGUGCAAUCGUGUGUCUCCGACCUCGUGUUCGAAUCCUACACUCCUGCUGAUCCUCUUGACGAUCCUUGUACUACGCUCGGUCAUCUUAGGAGCCCCAGCUUGCUUUGUAGAACGUUGCAAUGGUCACGACGUAUAACACUGAUUUAUUCGAUUCACCUGUCAGUGAUCAUAUCCUUCGUAGAAUUUUAGUUUUAGCCAGCGACUUGAACUCUCGUCGAGACGAGCGGUUCUCACCAGUCACGUACCGGUUGGAUAACACGGAACACGUUGUGUUUCUUUUCACGUUCGUACCAAACCAGGAAGGUAAGACACGAGCUGCGUGUUCCUUGAAAGAGAAGGGAAUCGAUCAAUCAUCGAUUAAUCGUGUCAGACCGUUUUAACCGUACAUUUCAAUUUUUGUGAAUCAAUUCAUGAAUUGAGAAUCGACGAUCCAUAUUCUCUUCUCUUCAAAGAAUUUUGCACUCUCGCUCGUCCUGAUCCUUUCUUCGGCAUAAAUCUUAACGAAAUAUCUCGACCGUGUUCUCUGUAGAUAAAUCAUCCGAUUCUCUGUCACUCUCGAUUUUGCCACGCGCUCUUCCUCUUGAUUCAUAGCCCCUCCAAAAUGUUUCCUAUACCUUUGCGAUGGUAUCUUUAACGACAAUUUUAAUUCGCUUCGAAGUGAAAUUUAUCUUAUUGGAAGAUAGUACGUAUUUUAAAAAAAAUAUGGAUCUUUUCCAAUUGAUAUAAACGGAUAAUUUAUUAUAGAUUUUUCAGUUUGUUCGUAUUAUAAUUUUCGAACAAAUUAAACGGAGAAUGAUAAAUCAAAUUCGAGCUAUCAGAAAAUUGAGCCUGAAGCGAGUAAAAAUUUAGACGCGUUCUUUAAUUCAUUGUAUGUUCGGGUAAUGUUUCUAUUUGAUAAAAUCUAAUGAGAUGGGAAUCCCUUUCUGACGAAGUUUUGUUGCAUGCAAUCCAGAAUCGAUCGAGACCAUCCCAUUCUUGCACCUGUCAAUCAGUUCUUUCGUUUUUUCUUCCAGUAUUGAUGUAUCUUACAAUUAGAACUUUUUGCUACUUUUUUAUGGUCAUUGAUCGUUACAAAGUCUUAAGCAUCAAGUUUUCUAGCUCUCAAAGCAUCUUGAUGGCCGAAUCGAGCUGCUCCCGAUACGUAAGAAAUAGUAUUCGUCAUUAUGUCGUGGUAUUUUGGAAUGUUUCUUUCAUUUUUAAAGUUUCCAUCGGCUUGCCGUUUAUCUAUGUUCCAUACCAAGUUCGUCGUAUAUCUAAGCGAACGUGGAUCACGAAACUUCAGAACUUUGAAACGUAGGUAUACUGUUUGCAACGUUGUUCGAUCAUUGCAAGAUCUUGGAGCUAAUGAGUGUUCUAAUUGUAUUAUCUCAAACACACAUUUACUGCUUUCCCAAAGAAAAUCUCCAAGUAACGGAGGAUAAUCGAGACACAGAGAGAAAGAGAAACACGAUAUACAUUCAUUAUUUUAGCGCAUAGAGGUCGACUGAUGGACAAUUUUCGUAUUAACUCGUUAUAUGCUUUAACACUAUUUCAGCGUUGAAAAGUAACUUUAUAAAUGAUCAUUGAUUACGAGAAUAUUACCAAGUUCAUAAUAUAUUGAAGAUCCUUUGCACUUUCAGAAGAUUUUUAUCACAGAUAAUCAAAUUUGAGAUGUGUAACUAGUUUCUCUUUGAACACUUUCGAUCGUGAUUCAUCGAUAUCUAUGCACACACCUUUGACUCUUAUCCAGUCGAACAAAUCGUUUCUGUAUAUCACAUACAAACGAACUAUCAGCACCUUCAACCACUCUCUGUUUCUUGUUAUACAUUGUCGUAACGAUUGUCGUACUUUUCCUCCCCUGUUCUAUGUCUCUAACGUCCUUUAUACGUUUGCCCAUUUGCCAUUCUUAACGAGACACCGGUGUUUCGCGCAUCAUGCACCAUAGGACAGUGGAACGAGAAUGGCCCAUGGUAUACGGAGCUUAAAGUAGAUCAACGUUCAGGCCGCAUGGUUUCGGCAUGUCCAUCCGUCAGCAACGUCAUGAGAAAGCAACGACUGCAGCCGGCAAGCAUCGACACCAGAAUUUUCCAGCUCUACGUUUUUCGACUUGCUUGAGUCGCGGGCGUGUGCUUUUUCAAUUUCCAAACAAAUUAUUCUCUCUUACUUUUUCAAUUAUACGUAACAUAAUAGAAUAUUAUCAAAGGCUUUAAGGUUAUUUGAUUAGAUUUAAUUACAGAAUGGGUGGGGUCGGGAUCAAUUCAUUAAAAAUUUGAUUGGGACUCGAUUGAAAUUUGCUAUAGGAUUAACAAUGAAUCAUGUAUAAGAUUGAUCAUUAAAAGGCACGCGCGCGCGGGAUGUACCACAGUAGCACUAGUGAGUUCGACAAUCACGUAUUUAGCAGGAGUGUGUUCCACACGUAGAAAAGUGCGAAUUCGAGUGCAUGGAUUGUAGCACUUUUAUUAACAGUGAAAAGGCAGAGGAAACUUUACGGACGGCUUCUGGAUGAAAGCUUUGCAGCCCGAUUAAAAUUGCGUAUUACCAUCCAUGUUACGAUCUUAUCCCCUUUCCUCUGUCCCGCGAUUAUCGUAUCGCCGUGCAGUAACACCUUGCAUGACACUUGCAUGAAUCUGUUGUUAGUAAUUUUUGUGAGAGACUAAAAAUCCCGUAGUCGAUGCUUCAACAGGUAACAGACUUUAAAAUAAAUGAAACAAAUAUGUAUGUAUAUGUAUAUAUAUAUUUGUUUUAUAUAUAUAUAUAUAUAUA
Bombus huntii is the source of this 4876-nucleotide messenger RNA. RefSeq names its product protein quiver (gene qvr). The record is from RefSeq and is a predicted model, not a curated record. Lineage: Eukaryota; Metazoa; Arthropoda; Insecta; Hymenoptera; Apidae. Gene Ontology annotation, biological process: positive regulation of voltage-gated potassium channel activity; regulation of synaptic transmission, cholinergic; sleep. The transcript is spliced from 6 exons. Bases 1842 to 2270 code for a protein of 142 amino acids.